GUGACCUGUACGCUCUCGUUUGCUGGCCCUCGCUUUAUACUCGUCGCCAUUCCCACUGGCCAGGUCAUCUACAAGUCUUUGCUAGGUAAAGCCCCGCCUCAUCUCAGUUCACUGGUCACCAUAGCAGCACCUACCCACAGCACGAGCUCCAGCAGGUAUGUUUCACUGGUCAUCCCCAAAGCCAAUUCCUCCUUUGGACGUCUUUCCUUCCAGUUCUCUGCUGCCAAUGACUGGAACGAACUGCAAAAAUCGCUGAAGCUGGAGACUCUCCCUCACUAACUUCAAGCACAAGCUGUCAGAGCAGCUCACAGAUAAUUGCACCUGUACAUAGCCCAUCUGUAAAUAGCCCAUCUAACUACCUCAUCCCCAUACUGUAUUUUUUAUUUUUUAUUUUGCUCCUUUCCACCCCGGUAUCUCUACUUGCACAUUCAUCUUCUGCACAUCUAUAACGCCAGUGUUUAAUUGCUAUAUCAUAAUUACCUCGCCACUAUGGCCUAUUUUAUUGCCUUACCUCCCUUAUCUUACCUCAUUUGCACACACUGUAUAUAUACUUGUUUCUUUUUUUCUACUGAAUUAUUGACUGUAUGUUUGUUUAUUCCAUGUGUAAACUCUGUGUUGUUGUAUGUGUCGAACUGCUUGGCCAGGUCGCAGUUGUAAAUUAGAACUUGUUCUCAACUAGCCUACCUGGUAAAAUAAAGGUGAAAAAAUGUAAACAAAAUAAAACAUUGGUGGGACAUCAAAAAGCCAAUUCAAAAUGCUACACUGGCUAAAAUGAUUAGGGGUGAGUCAUUGAAAAGAUUUGACCAUGGUCAAUGGUGGAUAAGUAAGAAGGGUUUUUGUUUUGCAUGGGAUACGUAUCCCCCAUAAACACAAACACUUAAGAGGGCAGGAACAGGAGAAGAAAAACGCCACCAAGUGCUGCAUGUUGAUUGGUCCAGGUGGUUGGAAGUGGGGACUGUUAAGAUUACGGGGUAAACUAAUGUUAAGGGGAUUAACAGUUGUGGCUAGGCGAUGUCAGGGUAGGGAAAUGUAUGCCACUCUUCUUCUCUUCAGCCUCGGGCUCCAUCUUACUCGUCCAUGUCGAGAUAGACCUCCUUACCUUCUCUGAGGAUGACAUUUGGCAAAAGGGAAUAUCGAAGGCACCGAAAUACAGAAAGAUGGUUCCAAAGCUUUCGGUUGACAAUGUGAAUGCUGCAGAUAUAGAGCUACAGGACGUGCUGUCUUUCGUGGCUAAGGCCACCGGCCAAAAGUACAGAAAUACCUCAGCUAAGCUGCUUAUGAGGUCCUCCAGAAAAUAGCUUGGCACCUUUCUACAUCCCCCAUCCAUCCCUCUUCCCCAUUGGUCCACAGCCAUUACCCUUUCUAAAAUUCACCUCUCCCUUCUGUCCUCCAAACCACUGUACCACUGGACCUAUUUGUCUCUUCUGGAUGAGAAGGACAGACUUUGACAGGAUACGUAGACAAAAUGGCGGUCUUAAAGGUGACGUUCACCAAGACCACUCGGGGCAAGCUAGCCCUGGUGUUGUGGGUCCUCAACUGGAUCUCUGUGUUAACGGGCAUCAUCCUCUUCAGCCUGGGCCUCUUCCUGAAGGUGGAGAUCCAGAAACGGAAGGAGCUGAUGUCCGCUGAUGUCCACUCAGUGCCCAACAUGCUCAUCGCCACGGGCCUGGUGGCCUGUGUCAUCAACUUCCUGGGCGGCAAGAUCUGCUACGAUUGCGUUGACACCACCAAGUUCCUGCGAUGGAAGUUGCUGAUGCUACCGUACAUCGUGUGCACCUUCCUCUUUACCUUCUGCAUCCUGGUGGGUGCGCUCAUGUGCUACAGCAUGAGGAACGAACUGGAGGAGUCACUAUUUCUGGGAUUGCGUAACGCCAUGCUCUACUACAAGGACACAGGCACGCCGGGACGAUGUUAUCUCAAGCGCACAGUGGAUUUGCUGCAAAUCCAAUUCCAGUGUUGCGGAAACGCCGGCUUCCGCGAUUGGUUCCAUGUCCAAUGGAUCAACAACCGCUGGUUGGACAUGACCCACAGUGAAGUAAGAGACCGUCUGAGGAGUAAUGUGGAGGGAAAGUACCUGAUGGACGGAGUGCCUUUUAGCUGCUGUAACACAUUCUCUCCACGACCCUGCAUCCAGACACAGGUCACCAACAACUCCGCCCACUACAACUAUGACUGGAAGACGGAGGAGCGCAACCUGUGGACGAGGGGCUGCCGCCAGGUCCUGCUGGAUCAUUACACCAACAUCAUGCAGUCCAUCGGCUUUAUUGUGCUCAUCAUCUGGUUGUUUGAGCUAUGGGUGCUGACGGGCGUGCGGUAUCUCCAGACAGCUAUGGAGAACCUUCUACGGCAGGGUGACCCUGACCUGGAGUCUGACGGCUGGCUCCUGGAGAACAGCAUUGCCCAGACGGCCCGCUCUAACUUCAAAAUCAUCAAGAACCUAGGCAAGUGCUACCAGGUGGACGAUGAUCCUAACAUCGAUGUGCCCAGCACCGCUCAGCAAGAGGUGUCCACUUGCCAGAUCCCUGUGGCUAGAUAGCAUAGCGCAGCGUCCCUGGUCCAGGGCUGAGGCACGCAAACGGGCAUCAAGUCCCAUUGUCAUUAGGUGUAAGCCUUUUGGAUGGCAGACCUGUCUCCAGAUUAAACAUGCGACAGCUGUGAACUGAGGGAUCAAAAGGUGAAAGUGGCAAGUGUAGCAGGGCACCACAAAGACACACAAACAGGAUCAAGGACAGCCUAUGCAGAGCGUGUUCUAAAGAAUGACCUGCUUUGUCACAUGAUUCUGUAACACCUGCAUCAUCUUUAACAGUGUAAGAAUAUGAACUGGCUCUGCAACUUUGUCAUUGUGCCAUACUUAAGUCAUUAAACUGAAAGGGGAGCAGGGGCAAAGUUGAAACGGGGUUGAACUCGUGUACAACCCAGUACUACAACCCCAUAGACAUAACGGGACAUGGAACGGUCUGAGUGAAAGAUGAUGUCAUAAUGAGCCAUAUAUGUCAUGGGCAACAAUUAUGCCAACAAGGCAGUGGAGGCUGCUGACGGGAGGACAGCUCAUAAUAAUGGGCGGAAAGGAGCAAAUGGAAUGGCAUCAAACAUGUAUUUGAUACCAUUCCACCUAUUCCGCGCCAGCCAUUACCACGAGCCCAUCCACACCCAAUUAAGGUGCCACCGACCUCCUGUGCAAGAAAGUGAUGGACAUAAACUGUUUAACAAAUUGUAUAAAGGGAAAUGGAAACAGCAAACUUGAAUUGCCUUCUACAGUUUCUUCAACUCAGUCUCCUGUAUGUAACUUUUUUUGUAUUAUGGGUUACUUAAGCAAUAAGGACCAAGGGGGUGUGAUAUAUAGCCAAUAUACCACGGCUAAGUGCUGUUCUUGGGCAUGACGCAAAGUGCUAGGAAACAGCCCAUAGCCAUGGGAAUAUUGGACAUAUAUCACAAACCCCCAAGGUGCCUUAUUGCUAUUAUAAACUGGUUACCAGCGUAAUUAGAGCAGUAAAAAUACCCAUGGUACACAGUCUGAUAUAGCAUGGCUGUCAGCCAAUCAGCAUUCAGGGCUCGACCCACCCAGUUUAUAAUAUAGAAUAGAUGCAUGGGAUAUAGAACUGUAAGGCAGAUGGUUCAAAUAGAGCUGGAAGAGGAGGGCCAGUCCCUUAUAUUUCUGAUGAAAAGGUGACAUGGACAAACUGGACUCUUUCAGGAAGAUGAUAUUCCACAGAUGAUUUCAUUUAACGUGUUUUAUUGAGCCACACUCCCUCAACCGUUUGAAAUGACUUGGUCGGACAUCUAGACUGGUCGGACAUCUAGACUGGUCGGACAUCUAGACUGGUCGGACAUCUAGACUGGUCGGACAUCGCCUGAACGGUUUCUGCUGUCUGUUUGACUGGCUGUGACUAUAGGCAACGCAUUUAUCUUUCUCUUGUGCCUCUGCCCACACAAGAUAUUAAGGGCAGCCUUAAUAAAACACAAGAGUUUUAACACAACUUGAGAAUAUUUGAUCCCAUGUUUUCUUUUGCAGGGACCUUUCAUAACUGAGAAAUAACCAAGUAAGCACAACUCAUUUGCUUAGGAAUGUGUUGUCAGGUUAUCAGGCUCACACCAUCAAUGAGAUUUGGACAGGUUCAUUGUCUAGAAAUGUGAAAAUUCAGUAAUUAUGUCAUGAUAGUGGACAGUUAAGUUGAAUAGAAAACAUGAGCUGGCACACACCCAGUGAAAAUUGUUUUAUGUAGAGGUGAUGACUAACUGUCACGUUCUGACCUUAGUUCUUUUGUUAUGUCCUUGUUUUAGUAUGGUCAGGGCGUGAGUUGGGUGGGUUGUCUAUGUUUGUUUUUCUAUGAGUUGGUAUUUCUGUGUUUGGCCUGGUAUGGUUCUCAAUCAGAGGCAGCUGUCAAUCGUUGUCCCUGAUUGAAAACCAUACUUAGGCAGCCUGUUUUCACCCUUGAUUUGUGGGUGAUUAUUUUAUGUGUCUGUGUGUUCCACACGGAACUGUUUCGGUUUUUGUUAUUUCACAUUGAUAUUUUGUAUUUUUCUGUGUUCUAUUAAAAGAAUCAUGAACACUUA
This is a messenger RNA of Oncorhynchus nerka (sockeye salmon), 4554 nucleotides long. Its product is annotated as photoreceptor outer segment membrane glycoprotein 2-like. Gene Ontology annotation, cellular component: plasma membrane. Bases 1466 to 2536 code for a protein of 356 amino acids. Gene Ontology annotation, biological process: visual perception. NCBI's taxonomy places the organism in Eukaryota, Metazoa, Chordata, Actinopteri, Salmoniformes, Salmonidae. The transcript is spliced from 4 exons. The record is from RefSeq and is a predicted model, not a curated record.